AUGGCAAAAGAUAAUCGCAUUGGAAUAUUAGACGAAAAGAAUAAGUUGAAACUAGCAGAAAGAGAUGGUGCGGGUUAUUUGUUUGGGCAAAUUCUGAACAAGAAAACAUGGUUUGAAAAGCUGCUAUCAGAGGAGUCUUCAUCAGAAGAUAGAACAAAUAAUUUCGGUAAGGAUGCCAUGAUGGAAGAUUGGGUCAAGCAGUUUGAGGACAUUGUUGGCUCUCAGGACAUGGAAUCUAUUGUGGAGACCAUGAUGCGGCAACUUCUGUCCAAGGAGAUUCUUCAUGAACCAAUGAAGGAAAUAGGAGAAAGAUAUCCAAAAUGGUUGGAAGAGCAUAAAUCUAGCUUAAGCAAAGAAGACUAUGAUCAUUAUUCACAUCAGUAUGAACUAAUACAGAAUCUGAAUGAAGUCUAUGAAAAUGAUUCUGAAAACUUCACCAAGAUUGUUGACCUCAUGCAUAAGAUGCAAGAAUGUGGACAACCACCGAAUGAUAUUGUCCAAGAGCUUGCUCCCGAUUUUGAUCUAGCCAAUCUUGGCCAGAUGUAAACGUUCUAUCCCAUCUUAUCUUUUCUCUGAACU
This is a messenger RNA of Arachis duranensis, 579 nucleotides long. RefSeq names its product peroxisome biogenesis protein 19-2-like. Gene Ontology annotation, biological process: protein import into peroxisome membrane. Gene Ontology annotation, cellular component: peroxisome; peroxisomal membrane. Lineage: Eukaryota; Viridiplantae; Streptophyta; Magnoliopsida; Fabales; Fabaceae. The record is from RefSeq and is a predicted model, not a curated record. The transcript is spliced from 4 exons. Bases 1 to 546 code for a protein of 181 amino acids.